AUGAAUAUUAACAACAAUAGAAAUAAUCAAAACGUUGCUAACAUGGUACGAUUGGGCCGAAAUCAUGGUCAGAACUUACCACGACAACACAUUAACGUAAAUAACAUCGUUCCAAAUGUCAACGUCUAUGAAAGGACAGAAAAUUAUAAUCUUAAUAUUGAAUGGUUUUUAAAGGGUAUUAACGGAGUGUCAGGUGCUUCUCAA
Messenger RNA from Entrophospora candida, 204 nucleotides. Lineage: Eukaryota; Fungi; Glomeromycota; Glomeromycetes; Entrophosporales; Entrophosporaceae. The record is from the annotation of a GenBank genome assembly.